AUGGCACCCCUCACGCCCGCCCAACUCCUCGGCCUCACCGUGGCCUCCCGCCUCACCUCGCUCCUCUCCCUGCUCGGCAGCGUCUUCAUCGCCGCCACGUACAUGUGCAGCGCGGCGUUCCGCACGCCCAAGACGCGGCUCAUUUUCUACGCGACGGCGGGCAACGUGCUGACCAACGCCGCGACGAUCGUGAGCGUGGCGGCGCUGCCGGAGCAGGGGAGGGAGGCAGGCGGGUGGUGUCGCGCGCAGGCGGCGGUGGUGCAGUGGGGGCUGUGUGCGGACUUUUGCUGGGUGUUCUGCAUGGCGCUGAACGUCUGGUUCAUCUUCAUGCGCAGGCGGGACAGCGGGCGCGACCUGCGCCGCCUCGACAAGUGGUAUGCGCUGGGCUCGUACGGGCUGCCUGCGCUGCCGGCGGUGGCGUACUUGGUGCACGACACGUGCCGUGCUGGGGAGGACAUCAUCGGCGACGCCAUCAUCUGGUGCUGGGUGCGUCCAGAGUACGACUGGAUGCGCAUCGCGUUCUUCUACGCGCCGAUGUGGAUCCUGGCGGUGGCGACGACGACGAUCCACGUCCGCGUCGGCAUCAAGAUCUACAAGGUCAAGAUGGAGCUGCGCCAGGUGCUGCAGAAGUCGCGGGCCAACCUCGAGGCCACCCCGGGAUCAGUGUGGCCCGACGUGCGCCCCUCCGGACGGCACAUCACAGCCACCAGCGACAUCGCGUACGCUCCCACCGCGGCCACCCCGUCCACGAGCACGAACUCGCUAACCCCCUUGUUCCCCAGCACGCAGACCUCUGAUGCCCCCACCCCAGCUUCCCGGCCGCCCAGCCGCCUCCGCCCACUGGCUGCCCUGCACCCACGCAGCGCGCGCCGCCAUGCAACCCGCCUUCCCACCACCCGCUGCCGCGCCACCGCCUACGCCACGCCCCUGGUCCCCAGCACCUUCUCUUCACCCCCCUCGCAGGCUAUCCUCAGCCCCGGCGAGCACGCGGCCUUCUCCCAGCACCGCAGCGACACCGCAGACACAUACGCGUACUUCAAGGUCUCCUUCCUCCUCUUCAUCGCGCUCAUCGUCGUCUGGGGCCCCUCGAGCAUCAACCGCCUCGUCUCGAUCAUCCCGCCGCACCGCACCGUGUACGGGCUCAACCUAGCUUCCGCGCUCGUGCUGCCGAUGCAGGGCCUGUGGAACGCGCUGAUCUACGCGCAGGCGACGUGGGGCGAGGUCAAGAAGGUGUACGCCCGCGCGAUGCUGUGGGUCGGCCGCGUGGUGUUCAGGACGCCGGUGGUGCAGCCUGAGCGCCCCGUGUGGGCGGCGCAGCCGAUUCGGCCGGUGGCUAGGCAGGCGCGUAAGAGGGAGGAGAGGGAGAGGGAGAGUGAGAGUGGUGGUAGCGAGGCCAUUGAGCUCGCGGAGUUUUUCAGGCAAGAGCGCGCUAGUGUUGACUCUGUGCUGAGUGUGUGA
Boeremia exigua is the source of this 1458-nucleotide messenger RNA. RefSeq lists its product as uncharacterized. The transcript is spliced from 4 exons. NCBI's taxonomy places the organism in Eukaryota, Fungi, Ascomycota, Dothideomycetes, Pleosporales, Didymellaceae. The record is from RefSeq and is a predicted model, not a curated record. Gene Ontology annotation, cellular component: plasma membrane. Gene Ontology annotation, molecular function: G protein-coupled receptor activity. Gene Ontology annotation, biological process: cell surface receptor signaling pathway; adenylate cyclase-activating G protein-coupled receptor signaling pathway. The coding region runs from base 1 to 1458 and encodes 485 amino acids.